Molecule: messenger RNA, 800 nt
Organism: Phlebotomus papatasi
Lineage: Eukaryota; Metazoa; Arthropoda; Insecta; Diptera; Psychodidae
Product: 60S ribosomal protein L10a
Exons: 3
Coding region: 76-729 (217 amino acids)
Biological process (GO): translation
Cellular component (GO): large ribosomal subunit
Molecular function (GO): RNA binding; structural constituent of ribosome
Source: RefSeq, a predicted model, not a curated record
UUUUCCGCUCAAACUUAACGAAUAUAGUCAUUCGGCCUUUCGUUCAGUUGUCCGACUACAGAAAAGUCUGAAAAAAUGUCAACAAAAGUUUCUCGUGAUACUCUCUACGAGUGCGUCAAUGCUGUCCUGGCUGGAUCCAAGGAGAAGAAACGAGGAUUUCUCGAGACGGUGGAACUCCAAAUUGGCCUGAAGAACUAUGAUCCCCAGAAGGAUAAGCGUUUCUCUGGCACUGUCAAGCUCAAGCAUAUCCCUCGGCCAAAGAUGCAAGUCUGCAUCCUGGGAGAUCAGCAGCAUUGCGAUGAAGCUAAAGCCAAUGAAGUGCCCUUCAUGGAUGCCGAAGCACUCAAGAAGUUGAACAAGAACAAGAAGCUAGUGAAGAAACUGGCCAAGAAGUACGAUGCCUUCCUAGCCUCAGAAUCCCUCAUCAAGCAGAUUCCACGUCUCCUUGGUCCAGGUCUCAAUAAAGCCGGCAAAUUCCCCGGGCUCUUGUCUCACACGGAAUCCAUGACCCAGAAGAUUGACGAGGUCAAGGCCACCAUUAAGUUCCAAAUGAAGAAGGUACUGUGCCUUUCCGUGGCCGUUGGACACGUAAAUAUGCCAGCAGAUGAGUUAGUGCAGAACAUUCAUCUGUCCAUCAAUUUCCUGGUGUCCCUGCUGAAGAAGCACUGGCAGAAUGUUCGCUCAUUGCACAUCAAAUCAACAAUGGGACCGGCUCAGCGUCUCUACUAAGCCAUUUGCUUCCACUGAAUCCCAUCCCAUUGACUUUUGGAUGGCAAUAAAGGUAAAAAUCUCUCAAAAAA